AUGGCCUCCAUCCUCAAGUCGAAGUGCGUCCUCGUCACCGGCGCGACCGCGGGCAUCGGGCGCGCGCUCGCUCGCGCCAUCCGUGACCUCCCCUCGAAGCCGACUGUCAUCGCGAUGGGCCGCCGGCAGGAGCGGCUCGAUGAGCUUGCGAAAGAGGGCUUCAAGACGGCCAAGUUCGACAUGAACACGACGCCCGACAAGAUCAGGGCGUUCGUGGAUGAUAUCACGGCGCAGUACCCGGAGCUGGACGCGGUCAUCCUGAACGCGGGCGUGCAGUAUAUCUUCGACUUCACCAAGCCCGAGAGCGUGGAUUUCAACAAGAUCAGCACCGAGUUCAACGUCAACUACCUCGCCGUCGUGAGCAUGAUGACGGCCUUCCUCCCGCACCUAAUCAAGAUCGGGAAAGAGCGCCCCACCCUCCUCGUCCCGGUGACCUCUGGCCUCAUGACGAUCCCCCUACCGAGCACGGCGAACUACUCUGCGACGAAGGCGGCCCUCCACAGCAUCUCCUUCUCCAUCCGCAUUCAAAUGGAGAACGCCAAGACAAACGUGCACGUCCUCGAGAUUAUCCCUCCCCUCGUCGAGUCCGAGUUGCACGACAACCAAGGCACCACGGAGGCUCUGUCCAGAUUCUGGAUGCCCCUUGCCGACUUUAUCAACGUCGUCCUCGACGGCCUCAAGGAGGGCAAGAUCGCCAUCACCGCCGGCGCGGCCACCUCAGCGUACCUCCAGUUCGAGAAGGGCAAGGAGAGCUACCGCAAUGGGCUCAUGGGGCUGCCAGUUACGCAGUAA
Schizophyllum commune H4-8 is the source of this 792-nucleotide messenger RNA. Its product is annotated as NAD(P)-binding protein. The coding region runs from base 1 to 792 and encodes 263 amino acids. Gene Ontology annotation, biological process: triglyceride catabolic process; phosphatidic acid biosynthetic process. The record is from RefSeq and is a predicted model, not a curated record. The transcript is spliced from 6 exons. Gene Ontology annotation, molecular function: acylglycerone-phosphate reductase (NADP+) activity; triacylglycerol lipase activity. Lineage: Eukaryota; Fungi; Basidiomycota; Agaricomycetes; Agaricales; Schizophyllaceae. Gene Ontology annotation, cellular component: endoplasmic reticulum; lipid droplet.